Messenger RNA from Thermothielavioides terrestris NRRL 8126, 1021 nucleotides. RefSeq lists its product as uncharacterized. The transcript has a single exon. The coding region runs from base 43 to 795 and encodes 250 amino acids. NCBI's taxonomy places the organism in Eukaryota, Fungi, Ascomycota, Sordariomycetes, Sordariales, Chaetomiaceae. The record is from RefSeq and is a predicted model, not a curated record.
CUGAGAGCCGAAGACGCCGAACAGCGAGUGCUUGGAGAAUACAUGGCCAUGUCUGAGAUAUACAACACAUUACCGAGCAUCGCACCACAACCGCGUGGGUACGGGAAAUGCAAGGACGAGAACGCAUACUUCUUUAUCUGCGACUAUCUUCCAAUCAACCACGAGCUCCCAAACCCGGAGCGCCUGGGCAAGAAGCUAGCCGAGUUGCACAAAAUGAGUCAGUCUCCAACGGGUAAAUUCGGCUUCCACUGCACUACCUUCGAUGGGAAGCUUCCUCUCAACACGACAUGGGACAGCAACUGGACGUCUUUCUUCACAAGACUUGUUCGUGACGUCUAUAAACUCGAUGUCGAAGUGAACGGUUUUUGGAAAGAGCUGGACGAUGCCAUGCAGGUUACCUUUGACAAGCUGAUUCCUCGACUGCUGGAUCCGCUCACAGCCAACGGCCGGACCAUCAAGCCAUGCCUGAUUCACGGGGACCUCUGGGAAUCGAAUAUUGGCACGGACCAGCGGACGGGAGAGGUAUAUAUCUUCGAUGCCUGCUCGUACUACGCUCACAACGAGAAAGAGAUUGCUAUCUGGAGGUGCGAGCAUCACAACAUGACGGAGGAGGCAUACCGUCUUGAAUACCUCGAAAACUUCCCGAAGAGCGAGCCCACCAACGAGUUUGAGGACAGAGGUCGAUUGUACGCAGUCGAGACGUUGCUCAUCAAUUCGGCGCAUUUUCCUGGGUCCGUGACGCGGCAGCGGGCUUUGAACGAGCUGAAUUACCUCAUCAAUAAGUACGUCUCCUGAGAGCUUAUCAGGGACAGUUGAAGGGCGGUCUGAAGGCAAUUGAUCCUACUCCAUCAGUGCUUGUACGUUCUUUUGCUGCCGGCCGCGAUUAUGUAGGUAGAAUCUCGACAUCAAACAGAUUUUCUGAAGUAAUGGCCACAUGUGGAAACGGGCCAUUGUUGUUACAUGCUCUAGACAUUACUACGGGCUGUGAAGCUGCGAGGCCUCCAUCAUGAUGGGUCCUAGC